Puccinia graminis f. sp. tritici CRL 75-36-700-3 is the source of this 4341-nucleotide messenger RNA. RefSeq lists its product as uncharacterized. The record is from RefSeq and is a predicted model, not a curated record. Bases 1 to 4341 code for a protein of 1446 amino acids. NCBI's taxonomy places the organism in Eukaryota, Fungi, Basidiomycota, Pucciniomycetes, Pucciniales, Pucciniaceae. The transcript is spliced from 5 exons.
AUGAUGUUCACUCCCGAAUCCACCCCUUUGAGGAAUCCUGCCCCAGCUGGCACACCAGCCAACACCACUGUGACUCAAUUCCUGCCCCUGCAUGCCUAUCAGCAACCAAGUCAGCUUUCCAACCAUCAAACGAAAAGCUCUAUCAUUCCGAUCGGCACUCACCCAGCAACACCUGCCCCGGACGAACACCCAGUAGAACCACCUGAGGGGAGUCAAUCUGUCACGGAAGUCCGAUAUAUGGUUGAGUCUAUGCAAGUACGGUGCUGCCACUUGAAACGAGUUCAUGCCCGGUUUUCUGGCCGUGCACCAAAUCUCGACACAUUUCAUCAGGCAUACGUGGAUGCCCUCAAAGCCUUUGUUACAGAAGGAAUGAGGAAGCUUGAAGAGGCAGAGUUGGCUGAGCAGACACACAUCUCUGUGCCUGUAGAUGUCUCAUCAGCAAGCAAAACAUCCUGCUCGACAGAGGGCGUCUCCAGCUCUCCAGCUCAGUCUGAAUUGACAAUCCCCAAUAAUGGCUCAGACGUCCAAGCCCAGCCGCACGAUCCGCACCUGCAAGUAGCCUGCACAAGACAACCACCUGAAUUUUCUGUUGCACCUAUGGACCUCGACCAAGCCUGGCGGUUACUGAAGAACGGCACCACAACCAAUAUCAACAAACUCUGGCCGUUGGAUAUCUGUCCAAUAUCAGCUUUUCCCCUCCCCUCAGAACAAAUUACAGACCCUGUCGACCGCUUUGUGGAUCUCGACCAAACCGAACCCACAAGAAUUCAAGAAGGCACCUCAAAUAGCUCAAUUGUGACCAUUCGACGUUCAACUCCGGUCGACUCAACUUCCAUUCUCCUACUUGGAGGGCCUCAACUCAAGCGAACUCUAAGCUGUCAGACUCUAGUGUCCACAGAAGCAGUUCUUGGCAGAUCAGUCAAGCGGAUCAAGUCUUUUGAUCAUGGAACUCAGCAUCUCAUUGAAUCUAGACGCCCAUCAGAAGACACACGCGCUCAAGCCAAUCUCUCUCAACAUGAGACCCAUCCGCAAACCAAGUCUCACCUGAAUGAGAAAGCUGCUAGCCUAGAACCAUCUGAUAUGGAAUGCUCAGACGAUGAGGCGAAUCCUCAGGAAAGUGCGGCCGAUAGUCAAGCGUCCAGUCAUUCAUCUGAUCUAGUUGUUCGCCCUAAGAAUCCGGUUACCACCAAGAAUCAUCACCAGUCGCCAAAAUCCGCCCUGCCACUCGAUGACCUUCCAACCACUGAACAAGCAAAAAGCGCCCCACUUGGGUCCAAAUCGACUAGUAUCAGCACAUCAAGCCCAGCCACUAGUGGUGACCCGUCAGACGAUUCAGCAGCUCCCCGAACCGACAAGACUCUUGAGUUGCCAUCCGACUCUCCGGCCGUCCAACAUCGUACCUCUCAGCCCCCUCCUUCCACCAAUGUGCCUCCAAAGCAGGCCACAACUGAUCGCGAAAGGGUUGAAGAGACCCUUGAGUUGUCCUCCAACGUGUCGGCCGUCCAACAUCGUACCUCUCAGCCCCCUCCUUCCACCAAUGUGCCUCCAAAGCAGGCCACAACUGAUUGCGAAAGGGUUGAAGAGACCCUUGAGUUGUCCUCCAACGUGUCGGCCGUCCAAGAUCGUACUUCUCAGCCCCCUCCUUCCACCAAUGUGCCUCCAAAGCAGGCGACGACAGCUACUGACCAACAAAGUCAAGAAAAAUCUGCUAAUCCAGGCACAUCUGGUGCUGAUUUCGCAACUCAGCAAACUGAUGAGACCCCCGAUCUUCCGGACAACUCUUCUGAGACCACAACAGUCUCCACUUCUCCAAAGGAUCUCAGUGCAUCAUUACCAGCCUCAAGACCUGAUGUCGAAUUAUUGAAAUCGGCCAACAUUGGCACAUCCGGUGCUGAUUCGGCUACUCAGAGAGCUGACGAUACCCUCGACCUGCCCCUCAACCCCUCGGGGGCCACAACAGUCACCAAUGCUCAAAACGCUUCCAGUGAUGAGACCCCCGAUCUCCCCAACAGCGCGUCCGAGGCCACAACAGUCUCCGAUUCUUCAAAGGCUUUCAGUGCACCAUUACCCGCCCCAAGACCUGACGUCGAAUUAUCAAAAUCAGCCAACGGUGGCUUAUCCGGUGCGGGUUCCGCAACUCAGAGAGCUGAUGAGACCCUCAACCCCUCGGAGGCCACAACAGCCACCAAUUCUCAAAGUGCUUCCAAGGCACCCGGCACAUCCGGUGCUGAUGAGACCCUCGACCUGCCCCCCAACCCCUCGGGGGCCACACCAGCCAACUCGUCAGAGGCCACAACAGCCAACAAAUCCCAAAAUGCUUCGAGUGCCUCAUCACAAACUCAAAGGACUGAAUUGCCACAGGAGAGCUCUCGCACCACGUCCAACCACACCACUGCAUCUAAAGAGCAACCUGGAAGCACAGAUGAACGGUCAACCACUCCAGCUUCAGAGCCCCCUCACGAUAUCGAUCACAACGCAGAUCAAGAGCCUCCACCGCCAUAUGAAGACCUUCCAUCUCAUAGCCGCACCCCUCGCAAAGCUGCCAUUGACUCAAGGAAACGAAACUCUGGCGCAUCCGCUGGGCCGUCUUCGUCCAAGCCCCGAAAGCGCAAAAAAACAUCAAAGACAGAUGAAAACCCGCCAGAAGGUACUGAUUCGGAGGCUGAGUCCAACUUUGAGAUAUUGGAGGGCCCAAUAAAUUUAACCCGGUUGAUACGGCCCACAUCAUUGAAGAACGGAUCUGACUUGAAAGAGAUUCUUGAAGACAUCAAGAGCAAUGGGACUGAUGCUGCCGUGCACAUGUUUGCCAUGUUUGGGGACAUUAUCGACGUCAAUCGCCUCCACCGUCGCUUGAAACCAGGAACACAUCUGACAGCCAGUCUUGCAACACCCCAAGACACAAACUUGCCAUCCGUACUCGCCACGUCCUCUCAACUUUGGUCAGAACAUGCUCCAGACAUUCACAAGAGGAGUUUUCUGGAUAUCAUCGACUCCUGCCCACGCUUGUUUCAGCUGCCAUGGCCGCAUCCUUUCUUCAACACCAAACAUGUUCGAAUGCAUGUACUCACACUGGGCGUUGACGAAAUUCUAGGUGAAACACGCGCGGGAGGAUGGGCUGCACUUAAUCAGAUGAUGUGCCGAUCUACUGAAAAAGGCCAUCAUCACCAGUGGGACUUCAAAAAAACGGUAUCAGAAGGUUCACGCCGGGUGCACCAGCUCGUCAUGGACUCAGCCAAACUUCUCAAACCGUCUGAGGGAGAGUUACCAGAGGCCACCGUGCGCGAUUCAGCCCAAGAAGUCGAAACUGGCUCCUUACGACGUGUUGGAGUAUGGCUAUCCGACCGAGUGACUGCACUUGAUGCUGCCGAUCCCAAAGAACAGUCGCACACGGCACACAUCGAAGGUCUCAAUUUUGUGGUCAAAAGGGCUUGGGAGAUGCUCCAUGGGGCCUCCAUUCUAUAUGAUGCAAUUGAGACCUACAAGCGCAAGCAGAAAGAGAAGGGGAAAUCGCCCAAAAACAAGAAAAACACGCCGAACCCGCCCAAAAACACGUCGAAAUCGCGCACAAACGUCUCCAAGAACCCUGACUCGAAAAAGGCAAAAGACCAGUUGCAUGCCAAAAAACUCAAGAGUUGCUCAUCUCUGAUUCUCUUUCUUAACUUUGGGGUUGCCGGUUGGUUUCACUGCCACAUGAAUCAUUGGAAAUUCAACUUACGCGACCUUACCAGCCUCAUGGGGCUGUGUGACGAGAUGGCAUCCAACAAAGUCACCAUCAACACCCCUCUCACCAAGAUCGAUGGCAGCACCCGUCAAGAGACCAAAGAACCCAUUCACCGAGCUUGGGAACGAUUAAACGAUUACCUGCUGGAUCUCUUGGUCGAGACUGACAUGGGCAGUGAAAAAGUUGACUGGUGUGAUGCAGCACAAUUCUGGUCCGCACAUCUGAAGGCCGAAGCACUUGCACCCCUGGUGAUCAAGGAUCUCUUUGACGAAAUCUCGAAACCUGGGGAUACACUUUCUUCGACAGGUGGUCCAGCCCCCACACCUCAGUUCAACCGACCCUACUUCACAGAGUGGCAAAGUAGGGUCAAGAACUUAUUUAUCCCAAAGGAACUUCACAAGCGACUCGAACUCCAAAGGAUGAAAAAGCUUGGAGUGGUUCAACCGGAUCGAUACGCUGAAGAUGCAAGUGAUGAAGAGAUGGAAGACGAAGAUGAAGAGAUGGAGGACGAAGAUGAAGAUGAGUCAGGACCGGGUGAGAACUAUAGAUUAGAUGAAGGAGAUGAAGAUGAAGAGGAGGAAGAUGAAGAAGAUGAGGAUGACCCAAUGGUAUAUCCCUAA